AUGUCACGCCGUUUGUCCCAAAUGACCGAGGAUGCUAUGGUAGAAGGAGGACGGUCGGCGCGCCGCAACAUAGAACAGUCGGGAUUCUCGGAGGAUCUGAAAAGACAACUUGAAGAGCGCGUCAAGGCCGCUGCAUUCAAGAGCGAGCAUGCUGCAGCUCACUCAAUCCUCGAUAUGCCUAGCAGCGCAGGCCAGGGAUCUCGAGAAAUGGCCGCAGCACCAGUAUGGACGGGAGUAGAAAGCGUCUACGACUCAAACCUGCGCAUGUUGAAUGAUGCUAGCAAGCCCAUACGCAUGCCCUACAAACUCCCGCAACCAGUCAACCUCAAACCAUCUCCAAAGCCAAAACGCUCCAAUGGCUUCCGCCUAGCCGAAGCGAAAGAGCGCACAUCUACAUACACACUAAGCAAGAGCCCUGGCUUCUCAGACGAAGAACGAGAAUCCAUGCGCCGUGAAAUGAGGGAGAAGCUGUCACCUGGUGCACACUCCAUGCCAAUCUCCAUCUCAGGCCUCGCAUCGCUCGCCAACGAGCGCAUCGAGGAUGCGAUUGCGCGCGGGCAAUUCCAGAAGAUCAAACGCGGAAAGGGCGUCAAUACUGAAACUGAUCAUAAUGCAAAUAGUGCAUAUAUCGACACUACUGAAUACUUUAUGAACAAGAUCAUCCAGAAGCAGGAGAUCGUCCCGCCGUGGAUCGAAAAACAGCAAGAGCUUGCCGUGGAGAUUAGUCGAUUUCGCCAACACCUUCGCGCUGAGUGGACAAGACAUGCUGCGCGGCUUAUCUCGAGUCAAGGUGGUUCACUUGAAGAAAAGAUGAAACGUGCGCGAGCAUAUGCCGCUGCCGAGGUCCGUUUGAGUGAAAAGGCAAAGUUGGAGGCAGCGCUGCGCGAUACUCAGAGUCUGAGUCACACCGAGGCUGUGGUAUCUGAGAUCACUACAGAUGGGAGAAUAGUCUCCAAAACCAACCCGUCAGAGGAGCUUGUUGCUAAUGAACCGAGCAUCUCGGAAGAGCUCGAGCAUCUUCCCCCUUUGAGAGACCCACAAUACCUAUCGACUGAACGGUCUUAUCAUGAGCUUGUCGUGAAGCAGAUCAAUAAUAUCGCACGAUCCUACAACCUUCAGGCACCACGCGCCGCUCAAAAGCCUUACCUCAAUCUUGACCGUGAGUUGAAUUCUUGCUUUGCUGAUGUGGCUCCGAGACUAUCAGAGGAGAUCAGGCGACGGGCAACAGAGCGAGCAAGGGGCCCGACUCUUGCCACUAGCAGGUCGAGUAUAUUUGGAUCACUCAGCCCUGGGCCACCAGCACGCGUUUAUGAUGAGGAUAAGACGAAAGGAUACGGGUUUAAGGAAUUUUGGCGAGAUCUGUUCUCCAAGGAUGGCCGAUAA
Messenger RNA from Penicillium taxi, 1383 nucleotides. Its product is annotated as DnaJ family domain-containing protein. Bases 1 to 1383 code for a protein of 460 amino acids. The record is from RefSeq and is a predicted model, not a curated record. Lineage: Eukaryota; Fungi; Ascomycota; Eurotiomycetes; Eurotiales; Aspergillaceae. The transcript is spliced from 2 exons.